This is a messenger RNA of Anisakis simplex (herring worm), 144 nucleotides long. The record is from the annotation of a GenBank genome assembly. NCBI's taxonomy places the organism in Eukaryota, Metazoa, Nematoda, Chromadorea, Rhabditida, Anisakidae.
AUGUUCGUGUAUCACCUGGUGAAAUGGGCAUCGGAUGAGCGAGACGAAGAAGAAGAAGAAGGUACGCCGUCUGAUCGUAUCAUCUGUUCGUCAGCGCAUGGCGAAGAGAGGGCUACCGGAGGGGCAUCGCAACUCUCCCCGUUG